This is a messenger RNA of Melospiza georgiana, 4789 nucleotides long. It is a transcript of the gene STXBP4, whose product is annotated as syntaxin binding protein 4. The transcript has 22 exons. Gene Ontology annotation, biological process: regulation of insulin secretion involved in cellular response to glucose stimulus; insulin receptor signaling pathway. Gene Ontology annotation, cellular component: cytoplasmic vesicle. The coding region runs from base 9 to 2162 and encodes 717 amino acids. Gene Ontology annotation, molecular function: syntaxin binding. The record is from RefSeq and is a predicted model, not a curated record. NCBI's taxonomy places the organism in Eukaryota, Metazoa, Chordata, Aves, Passeriformes, Passerellidae.
CUAAGAAGAUGUCCAGUGCAGACCCCCUCACAAAUACAGAGAAGGAGACCAUUAUGGGCCCUCAUGGAAUAAAUCGAGCUGUUCACCGCAUCUCUUUCUCUGAUUGCCAGAAUGGAUUAGGAGUUAAAAUUAUUGGAGGUUAUCGGGCACAAACAGCAGAAGAUUAUGGGAUUUUCAUAAAGAGAAUUCUGCCUGGGGGGGUGGCUGCUACAGAUAGCCGUUUGCUCACUGGGGACCUCAUUCUGGAUGUCAAUGGAGAAAACCUGGUUGGAGUAACAAAUGAAAGGGCUGUUGACAUCUUGAGAACAGCCUCAGCCUCUAAUCACAUGUCUCUGCUCGUUGCUAGAGAUGAAGAAGCAAAGAAAGAAUUUCAUGACCUAAUGGAUAAGUAUGGCUCUCACAGUGACACAGCCUCUGCAAGAACUUCUCCAACACAUCAUUUAGCUGCAAAAUCUAGAGACAGCCUUUCUUCUGGGUCGUCCUCAAGGUCACAGAGUCCUCAGUUGCAGUUGAAGGAUAACAUCACCAGCAGCAGCAGAAAUAAUUCUGUCCCACCACCAUCUCCAAAGCUUCCAAAUGACAGUGCAUUUCAGAUUAUCUCUGUUUGCAAAGGAACAAGCCUAGGUUUGAAUAUUGUGGGAGGAAUUAACAGAAAUGAAGGGCCUUUGGUAUAUAUUCAAGAAAUUAUCCCUGGUGGUGAUUGCCAUAAGGAUGGACGAUUGAAACCUGGGGAUCAGCUUGUGUCCAUCAACAAAGAGUCCAUGAUUGGCGUCUCCUAUGAAGAGGCAAAAAGUAUAAUCAACAGAACAAAGAUGAGGUUUGAAAAUUUUUGGGAGAUAGCUUUUAUUAGGCAGAAAAACAUACAGAGUUUUCCACAGAAUCUGCAGCAUCCUUUCAGCCUCUUAACAUCUUCUGCAGCACAUGGAGAGCAACAGGCUGCAGCUCUUGGUCCUCUUCCCUCUCCUACUGGGAGGCUGCUUUCACCAUUCCCUCCAGAUGCUAUGGAAACUGGAGUCAAGAUGGGAGAGCAAUCUCCAAUUACUGCUCUAGACAGCAAUCCUGCUGAUGUGUCUGCCACGGUUAUUACCCCCAGCCAGAAUGAUGAUUAUGACCCCCAAGGAAAGAACCUGAGUAUUCAUCUCAAAACAGAAAAGCUGGAGAGGGCACUGAAUUAUCUUGGGAUUCAACUCACAGAUGAACAGCAGCAAGCCCUAAGGCAGCAACUUCAUAAAGAUUCUAAAGGAACAGUGUCUUUUGGAGAUUUCAUUGAAGUUUCAAGGAAUCUGUUGUCUGUGCAAUCAGAUGAAACUGAUGAUGGCCACAAAUCUGAAACCUUUGGGAUGGGUGAAGUUGCCAGCUUACAGGACUCACAGUUUGUAACCUAUGAUUCCUUGGAGGAUGAUGUGGAAAAACUUAAGAAAGAAAGAAAUGAAGCUUUAAAAGAAAUUAGCAAAUUAAAGGAAGAACUGUCUGAAUCUGUGAACUUACAGAAGCAGUUAGCAGAGCAGCUUCAAGUAGUCAAGCAAGAAGCCAAGGCAGCUGUGGAGGAGACGCGAGCGCUGCGCAGCAGAAUUCACCUUGCAGAGGCUGCUCAGAGGCAGGCCCGGGGCAUGGAGCUGGACUACGAGGAGGUGAUUCGCCUCUUGGAGGCUGAAAUUGGAGAGCUGAAGGCUCAGCUCGCUGAGCAUUCUGGCCAAAAUAAAGAGAGCAUUCACGACUUGAGAAAGAGGGUUACAGUGCUCGACUGCCAGCUGCGGAAAUCCGAGUCGGCCAGGAAGACCUUUGAGGUGGCCACUGAAAAAUUGCUACAAUUUGUAGAGGUUGUGCAUGAAAUACUUUCAGAUAACUCUACUUCCUCAACAAUUUUAAGUGACAGGAGGACGUUGUCCACUAAAGCACUUCUGGCUCGGCUGGGAAGGGUCGGACCCACUGUCACAGCAGCUCUUGCAGCAGAAGCCAGGGACCUUGCCAAGUCUGUCCGUGCCAUUCUGGAAGUGGAUUGUCUGCCUUAUGGAUGGGAAGAAGCUUAUACAGCUGAUGGAAUCAAAUAUUUUAUCAACCACGUGACACAGACCACGUCCUGGAUCCACCCCGUGACGAGCGCCCUGAGCUUGCUGUGCUCCGAGGAGGAGGAGGAUGGCAUCAGAGACCCCAAGAGCUGAGGACAGCUGUGCACACACAGGAGUUGGUCUGGUUUCAGUCCCUUAGUGAGCAGAUGCACGGGUUUUAAUCUACCUGCUUUCUAGUGUGAUGUAGUGGUAGCUGGUGACAUUUCUCCUCAUCACGCUGGAGGAAGUUCUGCUGGUUUUGAGGUGGGUUUGUUGGUGUGUGCUACAAAGGAUGCUGGUGCCACAGGAUCAGUCUCACCUUAGGGCACAGUCCCAUCUUUUCAUGAUUUCCCCACUGACCCAUCAUUUCCCUGACCUGGAGCAGAAUUUUCCAGGUCAGCUGAAAUUUUCUCAGCUCUGAGCAACUUGUGAUUUAAGGUGGUGGUACCACUGGUGGUAGAUUCCAGAUUCCAUUCCACUGAUGGUUGACUGAGAGAUGCAAAGUGAGGUGGGGUUUUGAACCAAAGUUAGUGAGAAUAAUGGGGAUAAUUUAACUGCAAACUCAUAUUUCUAUGGGAAAAAUCUUCAAAUAAGUUUUGCUACUAGAAAUUUAGUGAUUUAUUAUGAAUAUUGGCGCCCUGAUGACUUUUUAAACAAAUACUUACUAAGAUUGGUUGUUGAGAUUUAGCAAAUGUGACUUUGAUAAGUUGUCAAGUAAAAAGAAAGUUUUCAUAGAGGACAUCAUACUCUGACAACAAUAUGAGGCAAUAUGAAAAUUAUUCUACUUUUGUGCUCUGCUAAACCGAUACAGACACACAUCAAAUACUUCAGUGGAAGCUGUGAAGUUUCAAGUACAAUGAAACCUGUGAAACCACCUCCAGGAUCAGCAGAAAUCAGUCACCUCCUCAGAACUGGUCUUUUAAGUAGAACAAAAUCAUUUUGUACACAUCAGUGAUGUUUUAAAGAGGAUAAAGAAAAUGAUGGGGGGUGCAAGUUAAUGAACAGGUUUCUGUGUACCUCAAUAGCACAGGAUAUUUUAAAUCUCAUUAUUCACAGCACAAUGUCUGAUGUCAGCUUUGUCAAACGUAUGAUUCUGUGCUGCAUUUUUCUAUGUGUGUUGUGUAUAUAAUGGUGGGUGUUUCUAAUGAAUGAGACAGACCUGAACCUGCAGGAGCACCGAUGGAUAUGCCAAAGGAAAUCUCCAUCUCUGCUUCAGUCCAGGAGGGAGAAGGGGAUUGUCGCAGUGUGAGGAGGGCACAGGCUGCAGUCGCAUUUUGUCAGGUCUGUCUUCAGCAGGUGUGGCAUUGGAGUCAAGAAUCCUUGUCCUCUGAGGAAUGAAUAUGAAAACCAGACUCUCUCUCAGUUCUGGUGCCUUGACCAUGCUCUCUGUCCUCAGCAGUGCGGAGCUGUGCCAGGUCAGGCUCCCUGGAACAGUUGAUCCUUUUGAACCAAAAUAAUUCACCUUUUUUUGAAAUCCAAGUCAGGCCUCUGAAUAGCAGCCCAGUAAUCUCCUGCACUUGGCCAGAGAGCUGGAGAGCACAUCACCAAAUGUUCUUCCUGAAGCUCACAAAAGAGGCCUUUACAGGCUUUGCAGGAAGUAGAUGUCAGGGUAUAUUGAAUAAGCAAAUAGGAAAAAUUUGUUUUGUACUUUCAACUGGGUCAGACCCAAAGUAUCUGUGAAUCUACACAGGUGGUGUGGAUUAGGGAAAAAAAGCUUGCUCAGCAGACCUACAGUAACUUACAUUUCUAAGAAAACUUCUCCUAGCAAUAACACAUGAAUGGUUUAGCCAUAUUUGCUCCAGUGGCUCCUGCAUGCUCCACAGCCUCCUUUGUGCUCCCAGAGAGCUCAGGCCAAAGGGACAGAGCAUGUGCUUCAGUCUCAGGCUUGGACAAUCCAGAAGCAUUUUUAUUUAAACCCCUUUUCUCAGAAUGGCACAGACUCAUGACCUACAGAAGAUAUGUCACCUGAAUUCCUUGUGGUGUUUGCUGUAGUAGUCGUUUGGAUGCUUUAUGGCAGCACUUUCUGUUCCUCCUUGAGUGAUGCCCAGCCUGCACAGAGCUUGCACUCCCCAGUGCUGCCCAGGAGAGGUUUGAGCCACCAGUGCCUCUUGCAUCCUCAGGGCUGGGCAGGGUGGCUCAGGGGCUCUGCAGGGCAGGGAGAGCAGCUCAGAGCUGUCCUGUGCAUCAGCCGCAGGGCACGGCUCUGCACGUGCUGCCCUGCUGGGCACGGGCACAAUCUGCCUGCUCCUCUCGCUGCCGCCUCCCACACACCCAGCGUGGCACAAACCUGCAGCCUCGUCCUCUCUCUCUCUCUCUCUUAUAAACUUGCCUAGAAAUUAAAGAUGUUAGAAAUAGAUCUCUGCAUCUCUUCAGCUGCUCCAGUGAGCGUUUCCCUCCUCAGAUAAUCCACCAGUUCACAUUCUCCGGGGUUGAGAAUACAUUUUCUUACCUACCAUCUCCAAAUGUUCCAAUCUAUUUUUGUACUCUGGUAUACUUGUUUCCUAGGUUAUUUCUCUUGAUCUCCCCUUAUCUCUUCCUUUAUGUGAAAUAGUUUUGUGAAAAUUAUUUUGCUUAAGCUGAACUGUGUAUAUUGAGAAAACGAUUCUAGCAUAACUUGGAACAGAAUUUGUAAAGAGCAGUUGUCAACAUAUGCAGCACUGUAAACGGCAAAUUUUAAUUUUUAUUCCUCAAUUUAAAAACUUAAGUGGAAAAGAUACUAAAGUGCAUGUGAUAGCCUUUAA